Anolis sagrei ordinatus is the source of this 3566-nucleotide messenger RNA. It is a transcript of the gene FN3K, whose product is annotated as fructosamine 3 kinase. Lineage: Eukaryota; Metazoa; Chordata; Lepidosauria; Squamata; Anolidae. The record is from RefSeq and is a predicted model, not a curated record. Gene Ontology annotation, biological process: fructosamine metabolic process.
UUCUGGCACAAUUCAGUUUCGACAAAUGGGAUCCUUCUCGUGCAGGACCCACCUCCCCUGACCGACCUUUUCCCUUUCCUCCCGGCGACCCACUUUUGGCAAGCCUCCCCCCGCCUUCCGCGGGUGUGUUUGCCGCGGCGUCAUCUGCCCGCUUGUUUGUUGACUUCUCUCGGGCUUCUCUCUCUCUCUCUCUCCCUCCUGCAGGGCUGACACCCUCGCCACCCGCCAUGGAGAAAGCGCUGAAAAGCGGGCUCAAAACCAGCCUCCUGGCUCCGUUUGGGAAAAGCUCGGGAGGCGGGUGCAUCAGCCAAGGGCAAGCCUACGAGACCGACGCCGGGCUGGUCUUCGUUAAAGUCAACGGCAAGGCCCAGGCUAGGACAAUGUUUGAGGGGGAAAUGGCCAGCCUGAUAGCCAUCCAGCAGACCAACACUGUGCGUGUCCCAAAUCCAAUUAAAGUAAUUGAUCUCCCUGGAGGUGGAGCAGCAUUUGCUAUGGAGUUUCUGAAGAUGAAGAGUCUCAGCAAAUAUUCUUCAAAGCUUGGAGAACAAGUAGCAGAUCUUCAUCUUUAUAACCAAAGACUUGGAGAAAAAUUAAACAAAGAAGGAAAUAGAGUUGGGGCAGGGCUUUUUGCAGGCCUGACAGAACCUCGCUAUGUGGACAAGUUUGGAUUCCAUACAGUUACCUGCUGUGGUUAUAUAUCUCAGGUAAAUGAAUGGCAAAGUGACUGGCCGACUUUCUUUGUACGUCACCGGCUCCAAGCCCAAAUGGAUUUGAUUGAGAGAGAUUAUGGGGACAGAGAAGCAAGAGAAUUGUGGACUCAACUAAAGCCAAAGAUUCCUGAGAUGUUUUGCGACCUGGAAAUCAUUCCUGCUCUCAUCCAUGGGGACCUCUGGGCAGGAAAUGUAGCUGAAGAUGACUCCAGUCCAAUUCUCUUUGACCCUGCUUGCUUCUAUGGCCAUUCAGAAUUUGAACUUGCAAUUUCUAUGAUGUUUGGUGGCUUUAGUAGCUCCUUCUUUUCUGCUUACCACAGUAAAAUCCCCAAGGCUCCAGGCUUUGAAAAACGCAAUAAGCUUUAUCAGCUAUUUAACUAUAUUAACCACUGGAAUCAUUUUGGGACACAAUACCGGCGAUCUACCCUUAAUGUAAUGAGAAAGCUUCUAAAGUGAACCUCCUAAUGCUCUUCCUUCAUAAGCAGAUCCGUGUUAGGUGUCAGAACAUCAAAUAUGAUGAUUCAGAAAUGAAAGGCAGCCACCUGGAGGUUUCCAAAAGUAAUGAUUAAGGUGGCAUUUGUACACAUUUGAUUCCUCACAAAAUGCUUGCAGUGGUUUGUAAUUUUUACAUUCUGUAAUUGUCAACUAGCAUAUUAAUAACCACUUUGAUAAGGUUAGGAGAACUGUGUAAUGUUAAUAUCAGACGGAAUGAAUUGUGUAACCUUAUAGCACACACCGUGUAAAAACAUCUAAUCUAAUUAUGGUUGGAUUUAUAAUUUAGCAAUUAAUGAUAAGAAGCUGGAAUACAAUUAUUUAGCCUACACCAUCUUGGCAUUUUGAGAUGAUCAAGUAAUCAGUAUAUUCCAGAAUCUAGCUGCAUAAAUUUAAAUUUUGCAGAACUGUUAAACUAUUGAAAUAUGCAUAUUAUCUGCUGUGCAUAUAACAACCUUCCCUCACAAGAGUCUGGGAUUGCAUCCACACUGUACAAUUAAUCCAACUUGAAACCACUUUAAUGGCCUUGGCUCAAUGCUCUGAAAUUCAGGGAGUUGUUGUUUUACAAGGUCUUUAACCUUCUCUGCCAAAGAGUGCUGGUGCCUCAUCACACUAUGGCUCCCAAGAUUCCAUAGCAUUGAGCCAUAGCAAUAAAAGUGGUGUCAAGCUACAGUGUAGAUGUACCCAGGGAUGGCCCAUUAUAAGAUGGGGAGGCACAUGAUGGACAGAGUUAUAUGUGGGAUGUGAUCAGCUGUGCACACAUACAUUGCCCUGCUGCCUUCAGGUGGCCUGAAAAUGCAGUCUGGGUACCAAUAUGGAAAUAAAAUUCAGCUUUAUAGUCAACUUUUCUACAUAAAAGGAGAGAGCAGUUUGCCUCAGGCAUCAAAAUAUUUUGGUCAACUCCUGAGAACAUCAUCGCACUGCACAAUAAACCAGUUUUAAAAAUGUGCCUGUAUUUCAGGUGGAGAACCGGCUUUAGAAACACUGCUUUUUAGGUCCUGCUUUUUUACACACACAUCUCACCAUGCAUAGUUACUGUUGCAGUCAAAAUGCACAGUGAACUUAUAAGUAAACCCUAUUAAACAUAGUAGUUGUUGUUUUGGGGUUAUAUGUACACUUGCAUAAAAAUAGAUCAGGUUUGUUGUGAAAUUAGCUUUAAUAGGGAAAAUAAACUUGCUAUCUUUUUUUUUAGAAAACUGUUUGAAAUUAAACCUAUUUCAAAGUUCUUUUUUGUUUACAUGCAAUUAGCUUGAAUAAUGGGUGGUAACAAAUGGAAAUAGGUAUGAAAGAAAAAGAAUAUUGCAAUAAUGAGUGGUCUGAGUAUUUCAGCUAUUUGCCAAACAUUGAACAUGUUUCUACCACUAAAUAAGUCAAUUACUUUAUGAAUUGGAUAUAAGUAAUGUUCUAUUCAAAAGAGAGCUUUAACCCAACUCAGUUAACAAUAAAAUCCCCGUGGCUUCUAGAGCACUGCUUCUUGAACUGUGGGUCCCAAUACCAAAUGGGGCCCCUUUAGCUCAAUAUUGGAGUCACAAAAAUUGGCAACAGUAAAGGUUUCUGAAUGCUACCUACUUGCACAAAUUUGUCAACAACAUACAACAGUGGACUCUGCAGAAUCUGCUUCAGCUGUACACCACAAAAAGGAAAAUCAGCUUGUUUAGCAAGCCUUGCAAAUACUGGUUUCUUAUCAGUAAAUGGUUUAUUUUUAAGAUCUACCCUAUAUAUCUAUGUACUUGGGUGGAUAAAGUUUAAGAAGCCCUGCUCGAGAUAGUCUUGGGCUUCAACUCCAAUGAUCCCGCCAUCACUAACUUGCCUGGGCUGGUGGGAGCUGCAUUUCAACAUUAUCUGAAAUGUCGCAGGUUCCCACAUUUGGGAUGAGAAACAGAGAAACAUAGGGCAAAAAGUAAUUUGAGGUUUAAGUCCCUCUUUUUGAGAUAAAUACUGGCCUUCUUUUAAACUCGUUUAAAAAGUGAUAUUAAAUAUAUGGAUACAUUGCAUUUUAGAAGUAUUGUGAUAAGCAUUUCAUGCGUUGUAUACAUCUCUAGUUAAUAAUGAUUGAAAUCUGUUGGAAGUUCUUAAAAUGUAAUUCUUCUUAGUGAGCAUUAAUAUUUUACCUAUGAUGUCCAUUUUGAACAUUUAAAACAUUCUAAGUUUAAAGGGUUAGUAAGUAUAAAAACUGGGAUCGGAAGGUAAUGGGAAUGUGAGAUUAGUCUUCAUUUAUGGUAGGAAGAUUAGUAUUAAAGUAAUCAACCCAGUGAUUGGCCAAAUAAGCUCAUUGUGAUGUCGAAUUUGAAUGGAAGUUAACAUGCUCUAUUUGCUUUGUGUGUAAUAUGUAAUCCAAAUAAAAUAUCGACGUUGUUGACAUAA